Molecule: messenger RNA, 1569 nt
Organism: Penicillium daleae
Lineage: Eukaryota; Fungi; Ascomycota; Eurotiomycetes; Eurotiales; Aspergillaceae
Product: putative RNA export mediator Gle1
Exons: 2
Coding region: 1-1569 (522 amino acids)
Biological process (GO): regulation of translational initiation; regulation of translational termination; poly(A)+ mRNA export from nucleus
Cellular component (GO): cytoplasm; nuclear pore cytoplasmic filaments; nuclear pore
Molecular function (GO): inositol hexakisphosphate binding; translation initiation factor binding; phospholipid binding
Source: RefSeq, a predicted model, not a curated record
AUGACGAUUCGAAAUGUUAUCCCAGCCACAGAUAGCCCUUCGAAACAGCUCAUCCUCGAUCUUGCUCGCGACCUUGAGAAUGUGAGCAUCUUCAAUGCUGACCUCAAGAAGGUCCGCGCCUACGAGCGCAAGGCAUUCUAUGACAAUCUCGACCGGAUCGACCGCGAACGGGAAGCUGUCCAUACCGCUGCUCUUGAUGAGGCUGCAGCCUGUCAUAACCGGGUCCGAGAAGAGGCCGAGGCUACACUGAGAGAAUACAUCCGUGUGGAAGAGGAAAAGCGCCGACAACAAGAAGAGGCCGCGCGCAAGGAAAAGGAGCGCAUUGAGCGCAUCCAGCGUGAGAAGGCAGAACAGCUUCGCCGCCAGCAAGAAGAAGCCGCUCGUGCCGAGGCUGAGCGUAAGGCGAAGGAAGAGGCUGCAAAGAAGGCGGCGGAAGAAGCCGAGCGCACGCGAAAAGCUGCACUGGAGGAGAAAGAGCGCCAGGAGCGUUUGGACCGUGAACGUGCUGAGGCGGAAAAGCACAAACAAGCUGAAGAUGCCAAGAAGGCCCAGCUGGAAGCCGAACAAAAGGCAAAGGCUCAGGAAAUGCGGAAGGUCGGUGCUAGCGGUCUCACACCGGAAGAAGCCUGUAUCCACGCACGAUAUGUUGAGCUGCACAAGUCUCUCAAACAGUUGCGAGAGUGGCUUCAAGGGGUGGUUAAGAGCAAUCCCGAAGCCAAGAAGGCUAUGGGCGACAUGCGCCGGUCCAUUAAGAAGUGUGUUGGGCAGCUGCGGGACGGCAAAGGUGCCAACAAAGCUCAGACCACACAAAUUCGGGUAGAGCUAGAGAAAGCCGCAAAGAUGACCGAACCAUCCAUUGAUAUUCGCAAGUUCAUUGCCUUCCCACCAGAUGAGAUUGCACAGACUGAGCAAAUGGUCCCUGCCAUGUUGAUCUAUGGGCUCAACAUGUUUUCAAAGGCCCUGAUCUCAGCCUUAAUCACCGAAGCAUCCAUCAACCCAGGCCACGCUGAACCUCUUGGUAUCGUCGCCGCGCAGAUCUUCUCGUUUGAGGGUUUCAUGUUCAAGGGUAUCCACAUGGGCGACAUCCUACUAGCCAAGUACCGCGUGCUAUGCCCGGCACUCUGGGGCUCCACCGGCAAUGACAAGACCGAGUCGGGCCGCCAGGCACUUGGAUGGUGGCGGGAAGAAGCCGGGGGUCCCUUCGUCAGCGAACAAACCCACAUGGAUCGCAUGACUGCCCUUGGCGCCGGCUAUGCAGCUCUCACUCUGCGGAAUUUCGGAAAGGCGAAACGAACCAAUCCAUUCCCAAAUAGGAUGUUUUGGACUUCGCUGCAGAAACUUCUUUCCGUUCCCCCUGCUCAGAUAAAGGAUACUCAGAUUUCGCUGCUCCAUGCGAUGCUUCAGAAUUCGAGCGAGCGCAUUCUUGCCUUCUUUGGACAAAUUGGAUUAGCCCUCAUGCGACGGGCCAUUAUUGAGCUGCCUGCGGCUCUGCCGCGGCAGACAAUGUCAGUGAAUCAGCUAAAAUUGCUGAAGGAAACCUACGCGCGCGAUAGAAAUCUUCUUCUUUAG